Molecule: messenger RNA, 666 nt
Organism: Australozyma saopauloensis
Lineage: Eukaryota; Fungi; Ascomycota; Pichiomycetes; Serinales; Metschnikowiaceae
Gene: MET28
Product: Met28p
Exons: 1
Coding region: 1-666 (221 amino acids)
Biological process (GO): regulation of transcription by RNA polymerase II
Cellular component (GO): nucleus
Molecular function (GO): RNA polymerase II transcription regulatory region sequence-specific DNA binding; DNA-binding transcription activator activity, RNA polymerase II-specific
Source: RefSeq, a predicted model, not a curated record
AUGAAUUUCCAACCCACUGACUAUUUGGCAGACUUGAACCUCGAGUUCGACGCCCCAACCAUGUCUCCCAUUGAGGAGGUGAACAAGGCCGACCUUGAUCUCUUCACCCAGACCGAGUUUUUCGAUUUGGAUGUGUUUUCAAGCGACUUGGCUCCUCAAACCAAGGAACAACAACUCCAGCAACACCUCCAGCAACAGCAACAGCAACAACCCCAACAACAUCAACAGUUGGCGGCCAAAGUUUCUGCCGCUUCGCCACAGGUGAAAACCGAGUAUUCCCAGGAAGUGAGACAUGGCUCCGUCGAUUCGGAGUACCAGUUUGUGGACUUUGCUUACAAUAUGUCCACGCCAUCUGCAGUGGCUUCAUCUGUUCUUCUGGACGACGCUCCUCAGGAAGACAUCAACGAGAUCAAGAGAAAGAGAAACACUGCUGCCAGUGCUCGCUUCAGAAUCAAGAAGAAGUUGAAGGAGAAGCAGAUGGAACAGCAGGCCGCGGAGUUACGUGACCGCUUGGCUUUCUUGGAAAAGAGAUUGAAAACUCUUGAAAUGGAAAACAAGUGCUUGAAGCAGCUCAUGAUCGAGAAGAACGAGAAGAAAAACAGCGAUCUUCUCGAGAGCAUCAAGAAGAGAUCUCUUGUCGAGGGGGAGGACAAGAGCACAAACUAA